UCCCAAAGUUAAUGGGUUUUUUGAAUGGGAUUUUGGUUAAAAGCCUGAAAUAAGGUCUGUGGUGAACACAAGUUGCUAAAUGAUGUUAAAUAGAAUACUGUAGAACCUUUUCUUCUAAGAGUUACAUUCAUGUUUCCAUGGUAACAGAAAGUGAUCUCAGCAGGGAGAAUGAGAAAGAAGGAUGUGAGAAAGAUGUGAGGUGUUAUUUAGAAGGUGAAAGGAUGUGAAUUGAUUAAUUGAUUUGCCGAGGGGAGAGAGAUUAUGCAGCGUAUUUUUUCUCAAAUCUUGAACUCUUGAAUCAAAAUUAGAGGGAGGGAGAUUUAUAGUUUGUAAUAGACCAAAGGGCUUUUUUUUUUAAACACAGAUGAACAGUCAUUUGAGGAAAAACAAUGUCAUUUAAACUUGUUUUAAGAAUCUCUGGAAUAUUUAACAUUCUACAGUCAGAUAUUUUCACUUUUAUAGGCUGAUCAUAUUUCAUUACAAAGCUGUAAUAAAAUACUAAUAUUAAACAGGCAAUUUGGGAUUAGCAGCAGUCAAAUAAUGAAUUUAUUUUUAAAUAUAAAAUUACAUUUUUUUUUUUUGUAAGAAAAAUCAAGUAUACUCAUCACUCAUCCAGACCGGCAGGUGGCGCUGAUUAUCAUCGAGCUCAGCAGGAUGAACGCAACCAGAAUGUUAUGGAUGUGGAAAUAAGAGCUGGCUAGAGACUUUUAAAGUGACAUUUUAUUAACGUACAAUGUCUAAACUGCAAAUUUUAAGCAUUGUUCUGACAGAGAGAUUAACUUUAGCUGCGCAGGAGAUAUUCAAGGCUGUGGAAGACAUAUUUUCAGAGUAUGAUGAUGAGAUUUGUCGCUCCAGACAGGAGAUUGAGUUGCUCAAGAAGAGACUGCAGCAGGCAGGAAUUCAGAUGGAUUCUGAAAUGCAGCCCUGCUCCUCUGAGACUCAAGCUCAGAAAUAUACACAGGCAUUUUCAGAGGCAUGGAGAUCUGAACAUGACUUGAAGGAUACAGAAAAGCAUGUAAAGCUAGAAGUUUAUACACACCAGGAGGAGAAUGAAGUACAAAUCCCUGUGUGCAACGAAUCAGCACCUUUAUCACCAUGUAUGGACAUUUACCAUGACCAGAUGCCCAGCAAAGACACUGAACCCCAAAUGAUAGAUAGCAGUGAGAAUACUUUUCCAUUUAUUAACCAAGCACCUCAAAUUAAGAUUGAACCUGAGACUAAUACUGAAACAGGUAUCACCUGUCAGGCGCAGCAGCACAUCACAAGAUACAGCUUGAAUGAUUCAGCGGCCAGCGAUGUCAGCAGAAUCAAAGUCAGCCACAUUGGCUCUCCUAGACAUAAGACACAAACAUUUAACCUGCCCCUCAGAAAUCAAGAGAUGUUGACGCAGCAUAGGAUGGAGCUGGCUCAGAUAAAAGAAAGAAUGUCUUCGAGAAUCCAGCACCGUAACUCUGAGCGUAACAGUAAGAAAAGUCAACCGUAUGUCUGUCAGGAUGAAGUGUCACUAUCUGACAAGUGUAAAGCCAACAAUGCGAGAAACAGUCAGGCCUGGAGGGAUCGUCUGAAAAAAGACCCUGUAAAAUAUGCUGAGUUCAAAGCUUUGGAAGCUGCAAGAGCAAAGGAGUACAGAAGAAAGAGGACUGCUGCUGCCAUAGAAAUUGAUAAGGAAAAUAAUCGUGAGCGACAGAGAAGAUUCAGAGCCAAAAAGAAGUUACAGUGUAGAAGAACAGAAGAAAAAGAGUGUAAAGCUGAAGAAGAGCCUCUCCCACCUAAGAAAAUAAGAAAAGUCUUAACAAGAAACGAGCGGAUGAAGAAACGAGAGUAUGAUAGGAUAAAGAAAAGAGAGGAGAGGGAGAGGAUGGGAGAACAGAAGAAAAGACAAAUUCGUGAAAGAGAUGCGUCCCGAAAGAGGGAAAAAAGAAGACAAAAAAAGACAAAAAAGCGAACUAUCACUCCACAAACAAAUGUUGGCUCUCCAAGUACAUCUACAGGCUUUAGAACUGAAUCAGCAAAACAGGUGGUAGUGUCACGGAUGUCCAAAAAAAUUCCGGCUGAUGCAGAAAAGUUUGCGGACAUGGUAAUGGACUUCAUCCAUCACUGUAUUCCUCGUAAACAAGCAGCUUUGAAAGCUAGAGGUCUGAAAACAGCUCGUCGACGAAUAGAUUUUGAUGACCCAUCUCAAGAAAAACUUCGAUCCAUGAUUGAAGCUCUAAAGAAGAAGAAGGAUACUGCAUCCUUGGAGAAGAGGCGCCUGAUUGUCACUAGUUUGAUGGUUGCCAAAAAGUACAGAAGGCAACAUAUUGUAUCAAGGCGCUUUAACCUUCGUCCAGCAUAUCUUACCAAAUUAUCAAAUUCCUCAUCCAAUGAAGGUUUACGUAAAAAACGCAAGCCUGAUGCCACUUGCAUGGAUGUUGUGAACAAUAUAACUGCUUUCUAUCGUAAUCCUAAGGUAGCACGAGAACUUCCUUACAUGAGGACUGUAAAGAAACAACAACAAACAUUCCUCAUGGAGAUCUCUCUUCAGAAAGCCUAUGAACUUUGGAAGCUGGAAAAUCCAGAAAAGAAUUUUGUGUCCUUUGCUGUUUUCUCAUGGCUUCGACCUUCAUGUGUUCUUCUUCAGCGUCGGACAGACAUAAACCAUUGUCUCUGUGAAUAUUGUACUGGAGUUUUACUGAAGCUUCAGAGCCUGAACAGAAUUCUCACUGCUACUAACAAUGACAAGUGUAUGAAACUCAAGAUCAAAAACAAAUAUGAACUUAUCAAUUUUUCUCUAUGUCCCAAAAGUGGCAACAGCAAGUACCAUAAUCUAAAGUGUAUUAACAGAGCCUGCUCCGACUGUGGUGUAUCGCUUCUCAAGGAAAAGUUCAAAGCGGUACUAGAUUCGUAUGGCAAACAAGAAGUGUCCUGGCAAAAGUGGGAGAGUAAGGCUUUCAACCAUGAUGGUAGACAAAAGACCAAGAAGGUUCAAUCAACUAAGUGUGGCACAUUCAAGACAAUGUUUGAUGAGUUAUUGGGCGAAACAGACUUUUUGGCUAAACAUCUCUUUACAGCCAACUGGCAGAACGACCAGUUUUCCCUUAUCCGGGAAAAGUUGCCCAAUACUUGGUCGCUACUCGUCAUGGAUUUUGCUGAAAAUUACUCGUGCAUAUCCCAUAACGAAAUGCAGAAAUGCACACAGCAGAUAACCGUUCACCCAAUUGUUUGUUACUACAAGUGUCCCACAGAGGGUCACAAUCACACGGUCCAGGAAGCCUUGGUUUUUGUUUCGGAUGACCUCAACCAUGAUGCCAAUGCUGUUCACCACUUCGAAACUCUGGCUAUAAAGCACCUAAAAGAAAAGCGAGGACUGAAGUUAGAGCACGUAGUUGAAUUCACAGAUGGCUGUGGCGCACAAUACAAGUCAAAGGUGCCAUUUGCUGAUAUUAGCAACUCCAAGGCUUCUCAUGGUUUGUCUGUUGAAAGAUGUUACUUUGGAUCCCGCCAUGGCAAGGGGCUCAGUGAUGGUGUCUCUGGGGUUGUAAAAUCAUCUGUUCGAUGUGCUGUCCUGUCAUGUAGGAUCACUAUUAACAAUGCAGAGGAGUUGUAUAAUUUCUGCAGUCUAAAUUUGACAAAAGAUGGCUGUGAUGGGCAACUCUGUACAUUUUACCUGGUUAAACAAGGUGAAAUUCAGCGUGACCGUUUUAUAACACAAGUGAAGUCUGCCCUUGCUGGAACUCGUUUUCUCCAUUCUGUACGGUGUGUUUCUCCUGGGGUCCUGGAUACUCGCGUGUAUUCAUGCUUCUGUGAUGGCUGUAUGAAUGUUGAUGAUGGAAACCAGUGUUCUAACUCAAAAUAUGUCCUUCCCUGGCAACGACGUACCUUGAACAUAGAUGCUGAAAUAGUUGAUUUAUACCAGCAUGAAGAGGAGAACACCUUACCUUCUGCUACAAGUGAAGAUGACCAACUUCCUGGUGAACAAACAGAAGAUCUCUGGAUGAAACUUACUAACCCAGAACUUCCAACUGAUAACUUGGUAAUGAAUUUGUCUCAAGAAGAUAAAGGAGAGGAAACAAAUAAUUAAACAAGUAAUGAAAGGCCUAUUGAAGUGCAGGAUUUGCAGAUAGAAGAUCUCAGGGAUUAUGCUGUGCUGUACACCUGUCCACCCAAGUGGUGCUUGGGUAGAGUUCUUCAACCACCAACUGAUGGAGGAGUCCAGAUGAAGUUUCUGGAGCAGUGCGGAGUCAGCAAUUUGUUUUCCUGGCCCAAGACUCCUGAUGUUGAACUAUUAGAUCCAGUCCACAUAUUUCAUGGACCUGUAAACUUGAUUGGACACCAUCCAAUCUCUGUUGAUGAAGAGGAGUUUAAAAACAUUAAUGAGAAAUACAAGACAAUAAAGAAGAAUGCAUGUUAGUUGAUAUCAAGCAUAAUUCCAAUAUGGAGAACUGACUUCCCAUGAAUGACAUUUCAGAACAAGUAUAUACUGACUGCCUCAGUAGUUACUCACGUUGAAUUUAAUGCUACGUUUAAUUACCCUUUUGCAGAUUUUUGAGAGAGGAACAUGAAUUGAUUCUUUAGUGUCAUCUGUGCUGAUUUGAGUUAACUUAUUCUAGUUAAAUGAAGUGUGCACUAGCUUGACGGCACAAAUCCUUUGCCUGUUAUACAUGUAGAUUGUUAAUAAUGCUUAAAUGUCACACUCCCUUAUCAGCUCUAAACUAAGUUUGCAUUUACUUUUAAAUACAGACAAAAUUUCUUAAA
Messenger RNA from Ctenopharyngodon idella (grass carp), 4734 nucleotides. RefSeq lists its product as uncharacterized. Lineage: Eukaryota; Metazoa; Chordata; Actinopteri; Cypriniformes; Xenocyprididae. The record is from RefSeq and is a predicted model, not a curated record. The transcript has 6 exons. Gene Ontology annotation, cellular component: nucleus. Bases 734 to 4060 code for a protein of 1108 amino acids.